UUUAAAUUUAGUUCUGAUUUUACCGGCAAAGCGAACGGACAUCGCAACGAAUAGACCAAACGAGUAUAGUGAUUUAAUUAAAAAAGAAAACAAAACAACUUCUAUUAUAAAAAUAAAGAAAUUAAUAUAAACAAAAUUAUUCAAAAGUCCGCGGUUUUUCGGACAUAAAAAACACAAAGAAGUGAUAACGCCCAUACAUAUAUCCACAAUGAGUAACCAAGAGCAUAUUGCGGUACAGAUGGAUAAUGAUAACAAUUUUAUAGAAAUACAAAGAAAUCGAUCAAGAUCGAGAGACCGAUCUUCCACCGAAUCUCCUGGCCCACGUAAAAGGACAACAAGAGCAGUUUCUGAAAUUGACGAUAACGAUGAGGAAGUGAAAACUGAACCAACAACACAAAACGGUGGAAUACAUAUAACACCCAGACUAUCAGAUGAAACCGAUGGUCCAAGGACCAUUAUGGUCGAUGGCGUUGAAACUCAAGUACCAGAUUUAAAUGCAUAUCAGCACAAGAAAACCCUGGCUCAGGGCAUGAUGGAUUUAGCUUUACUCUCGGCGAACGCAAAUCAAUUGAGAUAUGUUUUGGAAUCAUACAACCGACAUCCGUUCUUUUAUCCAAGCUUGAUAUUUAUCAGUUUGAGUAUAAUUCUUCAAGUAGCAGUUGGUGUUGGUUUGAUCCUCAACAGUCAAUAUAACGUAAAAGAUGAUCGUGAAAUAUGCAAAGCAAAUCGAAUUAGUAAUAUGACAAUUAUUGGAAUAUUUAUCAUCACAAUUGUUAAUGUUUUUAUAUCUUCAUUUGGUGUGGCAGAUGCUCCCAAUACUAAAUAAUGCAAUUUCUUAAGAAGUUAAAUAGUGUUAAGAAAAUUAUUUGAAAUAAACAAAAUGCAAUUUUUAUAUUUCUAGUCCAAUAAAAGCUUUAAAAAUAUAUACUUA
Molecule: messenger RNA, 931 nt
Organism: Eupeodes corollae
Lineage: Eukaryota; Metazoa; Arthropoda; Insecta; Diptera; Syrphidae
Product: ninjurin-A-like
Exons: 4
Coding region: 209-826 (205 amino acids)
Biological process (GO): cell adhesion; tissue regeneration
Cellular component (GO): membrane
Source: RefSeq, a predicted model, not a curated record